CAGAAGGCCCACAGUACAGGCGAGGCUCCCGUGUAGUGUACAGCAUCCCUACAAUGCGUUUAUUUAUUUUCCUAUGUCUCAUCUCCGUCGCCUUUGGCUUUCUGCGCCCGCUCGGAGAUGUUGCAGAGUAUGUGUGUCAUCAGCCUAGGAAGACUGGGUCUUGCAAAGCCCGUUUAUCCAGGUUCUACUACAGCUUCGAUAAGAAUGAAUGUUUUCCGUUUGUUUAUGGCGGCUGCGGGAAAAACGAGAACAACUUCAAAACAAAAGAAGCUUGCUUGUUUCUCUGCAAGCGAGAGAUAAGGAAUGCACCGCACGUGGCGAGGAUCCGCUGACCUUGGUGAACUGAUCUCAAACACCUGUCUACAGCUUCAGUUUUUUUUUUCAGCUGAAGAUUCUAAAAAACUAAACUUUUGACUUUUACUCUCAGGAAAAUGUAAUCGCAUUUCCGUAAAUGUUGUACUUAAAAUGGCUUUUUCUUUACCUUGAAAAUUAUCAUUAUGACAUUAACAAUACUGCCA
Molecule: messenger RNA, 518 nt
Organism: Penaeus indicus
Lineage: Eukaryota; Metazoa; Arthropoda; Malacostraca; Decapoda; Penaeidae
Product: PI-stichotoxin-Hcr2g-like
Exons: 5
Coding region: 54-332 (92 amino acids)
Molecular function (GO): serine-type endopeptidase inhibitor activity
Source: RefSeq, a predicted model, not a curated record